CGUCCGUCCUGGGAACGCCUCCUGUCUGUGUGCGCAAGGGCGGAGAAACGGCCGCGGUACGCUCUUUAUUAUUCUAUGAGUAAUUUCAUUUUUUUACAAAAAUGGCGUCCGUUCAGGGAGGUGUGGGUGCUGUCACUUCUCCACAAAGCCAGGAGUACCCCGGCGGACCCCACUGGAGCCCGGCCAUCAGCCAGUACCAGCAGCAGCAGCAGCACCACACCGCCCGCAGCCUGGACCGGGCUCUGGAGGAUGCAGUCAGCUCGGGGAUCCUGAACCUGAGCGGCAGGAAGCUGAGGGAGUACCCGGGGCUGAGCUACGACCUGACCGAUACCACACAAGCAGAUUUAUCCAAGAAUCAUCUGACAGAAAUUCCCCCAGAAGUGUGUCUGUUCGCCCCCCUCGAGUCUCUCAACCUCUACCACAACUGCAUCAAAUGCAUCCCAGAAGCCAUCAUCAACCUGCAGAUGCUGACCUAUCUUGAUAUCAGCCGAAACCUUCUGACAGUGUUGCCAAAAUACCUGUUCAGCCUCCCCCUCAAAGUCCUUCUAGUGAGCAACAACAAGCUGGUCUCCAUCCCUGAUGAGAUCGGUAGGGCCAAAGAGCUGAUGGAACUGGAUGUGAGCUGCAAUGAGAUCCAGGUCCUGCCAGCUCAGGUGGGGCGGCUCCAGGCCUUACGGGAACUUAACAUCAGGAAGAACUGUCUUCACAUGCUGCCCGAGGAGCUGGCUGAUCUGCCCCUCAUCAGACUCGACUUCUCCUGCAAUAAGAUCACAGAGAUUCCUCCAGCUUUUAGGAAACUCAGGCAACUGCAGGGCAUCAUCUUAGACAACAAUCCUAUGCAGUCUCCACCUGCACAGAUUUGCCUGAAGGGCAAAGUGCACAUAUUCAAAUACUUGAACAUCCAGGCUUGCAGAACAGACAAGAAACCAGACACGUUGGACCUGCCGUCCCUCAGCAAACGCUGCCUUCCUCAGCUGCUCACAGAUAGCAUGGAAGAUUUUUAUCCCAGUAAGAGCCACGGACCUGACUCUGGAAUCGGUAGUGACAAUGGUGACAAGAGGCUGUCAACAACAGAGCCCUCAGAUGAUGACACUGUCAGCCUCCACUCACAAGUUUCAGAAACAGCCCGUGCUGAUGCCCUAUCCCUACUCUCCAAAAUGGACUCUUGCAAAGAUCAGGAUCUCUAUGACUUUAUAGAGCCCAACCCCGACGAAGAUCCUGCUCUGUCAGAGUGUGAUGGACAUCAAAGCAGUCACAUGUCUUGUAUAAAGGAGCUGGAGAAAGUUCUCAACAUGUCUCAACAAUGUAAAGAUAAAGACAGCUGGAAGGAGGAGUCAGGUUCUGAUAAGGAGCAGCUUGCUGAGGAAGAGGAUGAUGAGCUGAAGGAGGUGCUGGAUUUGAGGAAGAUUGCUGUCCAGCUUUUGCAGCAGGAACAGCAGAACCGACGGCGGCCCCUAAUUUGCAGAGCAGAGAGUCUUAUUCACCGACGAAGAGUGACCGGCAGAGCUCACAGAUUUCUCAGUCAUUCUGGAAGCUCCAGCAGCAAACCGAGGCUGCCCCCUCACACUGCUCGUAGUGCUUCUCUGGACGAGGGGAGCAGUAGUGCAUCAGUGCUGUGUGGGCAGCCUUCUACCUCCUGCUCCUUUGACAGAAGUUUGAAGUCAGAACAUUUGGAUUUAGAAUCAAAGUGGCCUGACGUGCCGCCCAUUCUUCAUCAGAAUGAAGACCGCAGGCAGAACAAGUACCUCAGGAAAGAUUACCUAAAAGUACAGUACAAGUGUCAGAGUGCUCGUAAAUGCUCCAGUGACAAUGAUGACUGUGAGGAGAGUUUACGCGGCACUGAUUUCAGCACCACGUUGACAGUGUUUGGACUGAAACCCAGAGCAGCCUUCACCAGAGGGAAGCCUCAGGACUUAAACUCCACCGACCCCAGUUUCACCAUAAGGAGGAAGAUGGAGCACUUACGAGAGGAGCUGGAGCAGAUCGGACUUCUACGGCAGAACAUUGAGUCCAGACUGAAGGUGCUGCUUCCAGACGAUGUCGGAGCUGCGUUGAUGGAUGGAGUUGUCCUUUGUCAUUUGGCCAAUCAUAUUUGCCCUCGCUCUGUUUCCAGCAUCCAUGUCCCUUCUCCUGCAGUGCCAAAGCUGAGCAUGGCCAAGUGUCGCAGGAAUGUUGAAAACUUCCUGGAUGCCUGUAAGAAGCUCGGUGUUACACAGGACAAACUGUGUCUGCCUCAUCACAUCCUGGAGGAACGCGGUCUGGUGAAGGUUGGAAUAACCGUCCAGGCUCUGCUGGACCUGCCUCCAUCCAAGUCCACACAUCUAUCUUCAGUUUGACACAGGCAUAAAUGUUGCACCUGUCCUGCUGUGGAGCAGCUCAGGUCGGCCUGCCCUUCACCAAGGACCAGAGACCCCCACGAGUCGGGGUGAGGUUCCAGUGGUUUGAGGUUUUUUCACAGUCUGCCUGAUUGAAAAAGGAGAUAAGAUGACAAAACACCUCCUUUCAUGACAUUAGGCAGCAGUUAGUUUAUGUCCAUCACAUUAUCACGUGUGUUGUGUGUCUUUUACUGGAGAUGUGUGUGGACUUGUGAUGGGACAGCUUCUUUCCUGAAGAAACCGAAUUGAGUUUAUGUGAAGACCCCUGGAUUUAACUCAAUCAGAUUGUGAGUGGACUGCACGUCCAACCUGUUAUUCCACGGACAACCAAUGAAAAUGCAGACAUAACUCACUUUUUCACUGACAAAGGCUGGACCGCAUUGCUAUUAUUUCUUCAUUUGGAUUAGGAAGUGUGGAUUGAUUUGCUGUCGGCUGCUUUUCAAGCACCUCCUUUGCCUUUUGAGGAGGCAAACGCUCUAGCUUUGACUUCGGUGCUCUAGCUGAAAUUUCUUUGCAGGUUUCGGCAAUUUUAAACUUCAGUACAGUUUGGGAGCAACUCAGCACUCAAGUCGUUAUGUGUCACAUCCCUGCAUGCAUCAGGGGAAGUGACGACUGAACACUGUGAUUACACACAUGGGAGUUUUGCCCAAAGCUUGACCAGAAUAAGUUAUAUCUUUCUUUCUUCAACAUAAUUGUUAGUUUAUGUGGUUGCAACACACACACCCACACACACACACACACACACACACACACACACACACACACACACACACACACGCUAUGUUGUGAUCAAAUGUUCACCUAUUUUGGAGUUAGUUGGAGCACCCAACUGUCUACAAAAACACAAAAGGCCAAAGGGUUUAUUUUGACUUCUGGUGAAUUUAUGGAACUGGAAGAAAGUUAUUUUCUUUUUCCAUUGUUCCGUUCUAGCAGCACCUCAACAUGAUGCUACCACCUCCGUGCUCGACAGCUGGUUUGGUGUUCUUAGGUUUGAGUCUCACUUAGACUCCCCCAGUUGUGACAUUACCUGAUCACAAAACCUUUCUUUACAUUUGUCUUGUCCAUUUAGUGUAGAUAUAACAUGUCUUUUGUUUAAACAGGUGCUUCUGUAUUGGUCCCUACUUUCUUAGGCCGGUUCUCACCGCAGGAUUUUAAAAUUGUUGAACAAAUUUCAAGACGUGGCAAUAAGAAAAUCAUGGAUAUACCAGUUUUGGUGCUACGGUGUGUGGCGUGUGGUUACACGGCAAAUCCUACAUACAUUCCCAACAUCCUCAGUUAGAUGGGGUAGUUUGCAAAAUCCCUUGAGAUCAAAUGUGACUUUGGAGAAAACAAACAUGGGAGGGGUGUACAUACAGGAGGAGUAUGCAGCUACCUUUCAUCACCUUGCCCUCUGAUUGGCUACAUGUCCCAUUGAACAGGGAGCACACUCGUUUGGACCCAAUUUGUGAUCGGAGUGAUCCCAAAGUCCUUCCAAGCUGACAAGAGUGAUCUAACAUCCUGUUAUUUUUAAAGCCAGCACAGUAAUGUUGUGUAUUGUUAAGUUUAUAGGAAGGGGCCUGGUGAAUCAGUAAGACCAUGCUGAUGGUGUUACUGGUGUAACAGCAGGUUUAAUAAUAGCUCAAGCUUUGGUGUUUCUGGACAUCAUCACUACUGUAUGGUAACAUGAGACAAAUCCUAUUCAUACAGAGAUAGACCAGUCAACCAUGAUCACAAACAAACAGGUGUAAGCUGUGGUUUCGAAGACUUUCAGCAUCACUUGUCAUAAUUCUGGCCAGUCUGUAUAGAUUUGGUCUCGUAAAGCAGAGAGAAAAUCUACAAUAAUACAAUAAAAAACUUCACCCAAAUCCCACUAUA
Messenger RNA from Nothobranchius furzeri (turquoise killifish), 4229 nucleotides. It is a transcript of the gene lrch2, whose product is annotated as leucine-rich repeats and calponin homology (CH) domain containing 2. The record is from RefSeq and is a predicted model, not a curated record. Gene Ontology annotation, molecular function: protein binding. NCBI's taxonomy places the organism in Eukaryota, Metazoa, Chordata, Actinopteri, Cyprinodontiformes, Nothobranchiidae.